Messenger RNA from Guillardia theta CCMP2712, 702 nucleotides. RefSeq lists its product as hypothetical. The annotation marks the transcript as partial. The record is from RefSeq and is a predicted model, not a curated record. NCBI's taxonomy places the organism in Eukaryota, Cryptophyceae, Pyrenomonadales, Geminigeraceae. The transcript has a single exon.
ACGACAUCCUCCUGCCUCUCUUUCUCUCUCUCUCUUUCCGUCUCUGACGCAAAACAAGCUCUUGUUCGACACAGCUCAAGAUAUACAAGCGACUCCUGGUCACCGUCUGCUCCAACACAAACAAGGCCUGCCUUCAAGAUGAUUCAGUGUAGCCUCCAUUCCACCGUCGACGUACAUAUCGACUUUCCUGCAUGCGAUAACAACGAGGAGCCAUUCAAACAACAGCCACAGAACAGCAUAGUUUGCUCGGUAUUUGAUGAGCAAAUCCUAUGCGAUGAGCAGAGGGAGCUAGCGCUUGGAUGCUUGAGCGACUGCUUCAACUCUCACCCUCAGCCUUCCUUGGCCGUCUCUUCUUUUCCUAGCAAUCCUUGCUCUCAUGAACAUCGUGUUACAUGCAAUCAUAGAAGCUUGCUGCAGUCGUCAGUGGUGACUCCUGGCGGAUGGACACGGACAACAGUGAGCAGUUAUGACCCAACAGCGCGACGUCUCUACAACAGAAGCAUGUCUACGGACACCAUGAGCUGAAGAGUGAAAGGAAGCUACCGAGAUUCAGUCAACAAAGUAGAGAUCCUGCUGAUUGCAAUCUAAUGAUGUUAAUCUCAUGUAAAGCCUCACAAUCUAGUGAUAGUGAGAACAUGACUGAUAUGAUAGAGCUGUAUAGAACUAAGAAAGUGAAUACGAAUACAUCCUCAUCCCUUUCUG